UCAAGACGACAAAUAGGGCUGAAAUGCAUCUUAUCGGCUUUAUUUCGAUUUGCUGUUGUUUCUUUUACCAUAAUGUCGAUUGCGCAUUCUGCCAACAACCAGUCACAGUAACAAAAGGAUGUAUAGAGAAACACAACUGCAACGCCGGAUUCAAAGCACUUGUUCUGUCUGAAGAUGCUGCGGCAGCGAUGAUGGAAGUUUCGUCAUUCUUUAACGCCGAGUAUAAACGCCGUUGUUUGGCAUGCGCAAGCCAUCAGAACCUUUCAACUACACCACGUGACUGUCAGGACUGGUACACUUCGGGGUUUCGUGAUACCGGCGUUUAUACCAUCUAUCCGAGCCCGCGAUUUACAUUUCAGGUCAGGUGUGACAUGGUGACGGAUGGAGGAGGAUGGACAAUUAUACAGAGACGGGUGUCCGCCAGCGACUUCUACAAAUCUUGGGCCGAAUACAAGGCCGGGUUUGGCGAUGAACAAAACUUCUGGCUCGGCAAUGAGAAAAUCUUUGCACUGACAGGCACAGGGGGCUACAGACUACGAGUUGAUUUGACAGCAGUCGGAGGUGCAGCUACAUUCGCGACAUAUCAACAGUUUGCAGUCGCAGGGGAGAAUGAUUCAUACAGAUUGUCAGUGGCAAAUUAUAGUGGAACUGCGGGCGAUAGUCUGUCGUAUUCGAACAACAUGGCGUUCACCGUUAAAGAUCGUGAUAAUGAUAUGUAUAAUGAUAACUGCGCUACGUGGUUGCAAAGCGCGUGGUGGUUCAACAUAUGCCGCCAGGCAGAUUUAAAUGGGCCUUAUGGUGGAGACAGAUAG
Molecule: messenger RNA, 812 nt
Organism: Dreissena polymorpha
Lineage: Eukaryota; Metazoa; Mollusca; Bivalvia; Myida; Dreissenidae
Product: ficolin-2-like
Exons: 2
Coding region: 24-812 (262 amino acids)
Source: RefSeq, a predicted model, not a curated record